This is a messenger RNA of Leptonychotes weddellii (Weddell seal), 3549 nucleotides long. The record is from RefSeq and is a predicted model, not a curated record. NCBI's taxonomy places the organism in Eukaryota, Metazoa, Chordata, Mammalia, Carnivora, Phocidae.
UAUUGGGAGUGUGUGGCAUGCAUCCUGACCAUCAGGAAGCACUGAAAAAGAACCGAGUGGUGCUAGCCAAACAACUGUUGCUGAGUGAACUGUUAGAGCACCUCCUGGAGAAAGACAUCAUCACCUUGGAAAUGAGAGAGCACAUUCAGGCCAAAGUGGGCAGUUUCAGCCAAAAUGUGGAACUUCUCAACUUGCUGCCCAAGAGGGGUCCCCAGGCUUUUGAUGCCUUCUGUGUGGCCCUGAGGGAGACCAAGCAGGGUCACCUGGAGGAUCUGUUGCUCACAACCCUCUCUGGUCUUCAGCAUGCACUCCCACCGUUGAGCUGUGACUACGACUUGAGUCUCCCCUUCCCGAUGUGUGAGUCCUGUCCCCCUCGCAAGCAGCUCCGCCUGUCUCCAGAUACUGUGGAACACUCCCUAGACAACGGAGAUGGUCCUCCCUGCCUUCAGGUGAAGCCUUGCACUCCCGAGUUUUAUCAAACGCACCACCAGCUGGCCUAUCGGUUGCAGUCUCGGCCUCGUGGCUUGGCACUGGUGCUGAGCAAUGUGCACUUCACUGGAGAGAAAGACCUGGAGUUUCGCUCUGGAGGGGAUGUGGACCACAGCACUCUGGUCACCCUCUUCAAGCUCUUGGGCUACAAAGUCCAUGUUCUACUUGACCAGACUGCACAGGAAAUGCAAGAGAAACUUCAGAAUUUUGCCCAGUUACCUGCCCACCGUGUCACUGACUCCUGUAUUGUGGCACUUCUCUCUCAUGGUGUGGAGGGAGGCAUCUAUGGUGUGGAUGGCCGACUGCUUCAGCUUCAAGAGGUUUUUCGGCUCUUUGACAACGCCAGCUGCCCAAACCUUCAGAACAAGCCGAAAAUGUUCUUCAUCCAGGCCUGCCGUGGAGGUGCUAUUGGAUCCCUUGGGCACCUCCUUCUGUUCACUGCUGCCACCGCCUCUCUUGCUCUGUAAGUGUCUCCCAAUGCAUGGGGUGUGCUAGGACUUGGGCAGCCCAAGGCUCUCAGGUUGGACAGCUCUCUGUGCGCCACCACACCCUCUUCUCAGGACUCUUUACCAGUGCCUUUGCCUUCUCUCCGGAGAACUCUCCCUUCUUCUGUGCUAUUAACUCUGGUGUGCUUGUUUUUGUUACUCAUUACAGUUAAGGAGCUACUGUCUGUCUCUUCUUUCUCUCUCUCCCUUCGUACCCUUCCUCUUUUCCUUUCUCCAUCCCUCUUCCCCUCUUCUCUUUUCAUCUGCCCUCUUCUCUGCUUCAUCCGUGUACCGUGCAGGCCAGCAGUGCAGAAGCCUCAAGCCAGGCUUUGGCUCUUACUUGUCCUUGAGCUACUUCCAUCCGUCUUCUUUCUCGAAUGCAGUCUCUUACCUUCUAAGAGCCAGGAUGCCAAGACCAGGCUCCGAAGAUGUGCGGACAUACUUCUUCUCCUAGAGGGAAACAGUAAUAAUUAAAAGCUCUAACCACUGACUAGUUAUAUCAAGUUAGAGAAGUUACUUGAUGUCCCUCCACUUUAAUUUCCUCCAUAUAAAAUGUGGGUAGCGAUCAGACGUACUUCAUAGGUUGUUGUGAUAGUUGAAUGGAAUAAUACAUACGAAGGGCUUACUUAGCACAGUAGGCUCAUAGUCCAAUCCACAGAAAAGGCCAGCCGUGACUGUUACAGCAUGGUCAGUGCCCUCAAGGGGCUUAUAGUUUGGUUUAAAGUCACUUUGUCCUAACAUUCAAAUAAUUUCUUUUCCUCUCGUGUGUUCAACAAAUGUAAAUGGUUAACAUUGUUGAUAUCUUCCUAAUAUCACCAAAGGAUAUAAUUUAUUAAGGUCCUACAACAUGACUAGGAUACUGUCACAAAAGGAAAAGAAAAUGUGUGGUCUCUCAAACUGCUGCUAUCUAAAAAAAGGGAAAAAGAAAAAAAUAUGUCUCUUGAAAGAGCCUACCAAUUACUAGAAAGAUAAAGCAAGUAUACAUGAAGUAGCUUGAGAAUAAUUCAGAGGCCUCAAAGCAAGGGAGAAAUUAGAUACAAGCAUACAUAUGAAGGAGUAAGUAGUAGGGAAUAGGUUGUUUUAAGUUGGCUUAGUUUGAAGACAUGUAGUAAGUAUUUUAAUGUGGUAAGGCUUAAUUUGGACCCAGAAGGAUAAAAUCAACAUAGGUAUGGAGUAGUAAAUAUAGGGCCUUUCAGAGGAAACAGGCAUACAAGAUGACAAACACACCAGGACUAAAAGGACAACCCCUUCCCUCCCCCAAAAUGUUGUGCUGGGCCAGAAGUCUGCCCGGAUCUAACUUAAAGACGUCGCAUCUGUAGGUGUGUAGUAAGAUAAGGCUGGCUGCGGGCAGUACAUCCAUCCAUCCAGCUAAACCUUUAGUCAAACUGAGAUUUUGGACUUCAGCAGAUAAUAGUGUGGAGCUGUUGAUAGCUCAAAAAAUUAAUGUGAUGGAUUCUUUUCCAGGACGAUUACCAGGCUGGGGAGCUGCAGUGAGGAAAGAGUAUGUGAAGGCAGGAACUUAGUGUUUAUUCACCAGCUGGAUGCCCAGGCCCAGGGCACUGCCUGAUAUUUGGUAGCACUUAAUAAAUAUUGAACGAAGGGAUGAAAAUUAUCUCCUCAAAAACUGUAGCAGUCAUAACAGAAAACAGAUGGGAUAUUGUAUUAUUGGAAGAAGCAAUAACACUUAUUGAUUAAUAGAUCUGAGACAUGAAGGCAAGAAAGAAGUUUUCUUUUCCUUGAGAGACACAUUUAGCUUGGCCUAUUUCCUUCAGGAGGUAUUACUGGCAAAAUAAAAUGAAAUAAAGACAUUUAUGAUCAUUUUCUCUUCCUGUAUUCAGAGAUAUAUAUACAAUAUCAGAUCUGGAUAGGAGAAAUUGCUCUUUUCUGGGGUAAUCUGAAUCUUCUCUCUUAAAAUUAAAUCCUUCCAGAGGUGACCUUUGAAGAUUUGAGCUCACCUGUCCUCUCUUGUACUUAGUUAAUAUAACUGAUGUCUGUAAAAUUACUCUCCCUUCCCCAGUUGCCUGGAGUGUGAGCUCCAUAAGGGCAGGAAUCUUUACAUCCCUAAGGCUUAAUGUGAAAUAGUGCCUGGCACAUGGCAGUUGCUCAGUAACUUUUUUUGGGAUUAGUGAAUUUUGGUCAUUUCCCCAUAGUUCUUCAAGCUUCACUUGCCUUUUGGGCUCUCUCGAGUGUUGCAUGGAGCAGGAAUACUGUAAAAGACUUUGCUCUCUUAUCUUUGGUUUGUUGGGCUGUGUGUCCUCCCUGUCUCUUUUUCCUACUGACCGCAUCCCCACCCACCUCCAAAAUAAAACUGCAACAUCCAAAUAAAGAUAUGUCUGGGCAUAGAUAAGGCCUGGGUCAGGAGGUUGGACAUGUAGUCAGGGUAUGUUGAAAACUGCUAAAAUUGAUUAAUGGUGUUCUUUUUCAAUCAUAUAGAAGCAAAUAGUCAAAUUAUCCCAAUUUUUAAGUUUUUCCUUUUACAAAUUUCUCUUAAAUCUUGGAUGCCUGCCACAAUUUGGCUUAUGAAAUUAGUAAGGAGUAAGUAACUUAAAAAUACCAGAGACUUAGAAACUGAACA